Saccharomyces kudriavzevii IFO 1802 is the source of this 342-nucleotide messenger RNA. It is a transcript of the gene ZEO1, whose product is annotated as Zeo1p. The coding region runs from base 1 to 342 and encodes 113 amino acids. The record is from RefSeq and is a predicted model, not a curated record. The transcript has a single exon. Lineage: Eukaryota; Fungi; Ascomycota; Saccharomycetes; Saccharomycetales; Saccharomycetaceae.
AUGUCUGAAAUCCAAAACAAAGCUGAAACUGCCGCCCAAGACGCCCAACAAAAGUUGGAAGAAACCAAAGAAACCUUGCAAAACAAGGGCCAAGAAGUGAAGGAACAAGCUGAAGCUUCUUUCGAUAACUUGAAGAACGAAGCUACCCCAGAAGCUGAACAAGUGAAGAAGGAAGAACAAAAAUUGGCUAACGGUGUCGAACAAAAGAAAACGGAAGCUGCUAACAAGGUUGAAGAAACUAAGAAGCAAACUACCGCUGCCGUUAACGAUAAGAAGGAAAACAAAAAGGAAGGUGGUUUCUUGAAGAAAUUGAACCGCAAAAUUGCUGCCAUUUUCAAUUAA